Messenger RNA from Trichoderma atroviride IMI 206040, 708 nucleotides. RefSeq lists its product as uncharacterized. NCBI's taxonomy places the organism in Eukaryota, Fungi, Ascomycota, Sordariomycetes, Hypocreales, Hypocreaceae. Gene Ontology annotation, molecular function: chitosanase activity. The record is from RefSeq and is a predicted model, not a curated record.
AUGUAUUCUAAUACACUCCUUACUCUCGCCGCUCUUGGCGCCGUUACUUCUGCCUUUGAUCUCCCAGACAACUUGAAACAGAUAUACGAUAACCAUCGGUCUGGCAACUGCCAAAAUGCUCUAUCCGAUGCCUUCUCAGGCGGCGCAGUCUACUGUGGCGACAUUCCCAAUGCCAUCUUUUUAAAGGGAUCCAGCGGCAACUACGAUAACAUGGACAUUGACUGCGAUGGCGCUAAUAACUCUGCCGGCGCCUGCUCAAAUGACCCCAGCGGCCAAGGCGAGACCGCUUUCAAGGAUACUGUCCAGAGCUUUGGCAUUGAUGACUUGGACGCCAACAUUCACCCAUACGUCGUAUUUGGAAAUGAGGGCGCUGAUCCCUCAUUUUCGCCCGAGCAGUUCGGAAUGCAACCCUUGAGUGUCAUGGCUGUCGUCUGCAACAACCAAGUCUUUUACGGAAUCUGGGGCGACACCAACGGCUUCACUUCCACCGGCGAAUCGGCCAUUUCUAUGGGCAACCUUUGCUUUCCCAAUGAUGGCCUCACCGGUGAUAACGGCCACGAUCCCAAGGAUGUCUUGUAUAUCGGCUUCAUGGGCCAGCAGGCAGUCCCAGGCGCUGACGGCGCUAACUGGAGCGCUGGAAACACGGCGGAUUUUGAGAACAGCAUCAAGAGCCUUGGAGAUAGCCUUGUUGCUGGUCUUCAGGCAUAG